This is a messenger RNA of Arachis duranensis, 1202 nucleotides long. Its product is annotated as DNA repair protein RAD51 homolog 4. Gene Ontology annotation, biological process: double-strand break repair via homologous recombination; telomere maintenance; reciprocal meiotic recombination. Gene Ontology annotation, cellular component: Rad51B-Rad51C-Rad51D-XRCC2 complex; centrosome; replication fork. NCBI's taxonomy places the organism in Eukaryota, Viridiplantae, Streptophyta, Magnoliopsida, Fabales, Fabaceae. The transcript is spliced from 11 exons. Gene Ontology annotation, molecular function: ATP binding; single-stranded DNA binding; ATP-dependent DNA damage sensor activity. The coding region runs from base 30 to 1094 and encodes 354 amino acids. The record is from RefSeq and is a predicted model, not a curated record.
GAUUGAAGGUGUUGGGGAUCGAGAAAAUUAUGGCGCCAUUGAAGAGUAUGGAGAAAGAGUAUCCUCUCAUUGAUUCUCACUUUCAAAGCUUUUGUGCUUCUCACGCCAUUUUCUCCCUUGAAGAUUUCCUCCUCUACGAUCUCCAUGCAUUAAUCGCUUCCGCAGAUAAUCACUCCUCAUCAAUCACCUUCAAGCAGNNAAUUGAUCAGCUCCUGUCAGUGAUUGAUACUCAGCUGCCACCAUUGAUGAACGGGUUGCAGCUCUUGGAAGAUGCUGAAUGCAAUAAGCGUCUUUUGCCCACUGGAUUCAAAGGGAUAGAUGCUUUGCUUGGAGGAGGCUUACGUGCAGGACAAUUAACUGAACUUGUUGGUCCAUCCUCUUCUGGUAAGACACAGGCUUGCCUAACAUCUGCUUCAACAGUUGCAAAGAAUGGUGGUUCAGUUAUAUACUUUGAUACAGGCAACUCCUUUUCACCUCAGCAUAUUGCACAUUUGGUUGGUCAGACCUCUAGUUAUGUCAUUGGCAAUCAGGCUGAACCAGGACCUCUGCAGAAAGUAAUGGAGAGGAUAAUAUGCUACUCAGUGUUUGACAUCUAUCAAAUGUUUGAUGUGUUGCAGCAACUGAAGAUAAAUUUGAAAUCUAAGAUUGUUGAACCAGAUCGUCGCGUUCAAUUGCUUAUUGUUGAUUCAAUCUCUUCACUGAUCACCCCCAUCCUUGGGGGCAGUGGUCCUCAAGGACAUGCUUUGAUGAUAUCUGCUGGGUAUUUACUGAAGAAGUUAGCAGAUGAGCAUAAUAUUGCAGUACUGGUAACAAAUCAUAUGGUGGCUGGAGAAGGCGGUACGUCCAAACCAGCACUUGGAGAGAGUUGGAAGAGUGUUCCACAUAUACGGCUCUUGCUUUCUCGUGAAUAUGGUAGCAAUGUUUGCAACAUAUCAACGCUAAAACAUCCUUCUGUGUUAUGUUUCAGGCUUCUGACAGGGCUGCUAAGUGUGUACUAUGUAUUUGUGACUGCUAAUACAUCUUAUUCAAGAUUAGAACUCCUUGCUUCGCUGUAUCUAAAGUACAAUAAUCACAUAUCACUUCAUUGCAUGUAAGAGACCCUAAUAUGCAAGAUAAGCUGUGAGCUGCACCAGAGUCUCAACUCCAUCAGUAUUAUGUUGCUGACCAUUGACAGGGAAAGUCUUAAUAAUAGCAAAUCCCUG